AUGUUUGACAACAGUACAGCGAAGAAUGAAUCAAAACCCGGGGCAAUAUGUGCUUUUCUUGAAGAUACAUCUGCCGAGGUAAAUUUGAAGGCCUUCGCUUAUUGUUUAAUCGCGAUCGGCUCUUUACUUGGAAAUUCGCUGGUAAUCUUGGUCAUUCUCAAGAACCGCAAAAUGCGAUCUCCUAUAAACUACCUGAUAAUAAACAUGGCGUCUUCGGACAUUUUAUUCACUGUAUUUGGCAUAUCACGUUUGAUCGUGAAGCUCUACUCGGCCCCUUUCAGGUGGUUUGUGAGUGGAAUAUUCGGCUCCCUCCUGUGCAAAUUGGAUUAUUUUGUCCAGGAUAUCGCAACAGCC
Porites lobata is the source of this 354-nucleotide messenger RNA. The record is from the annotation of a GenBank genome assembly. Lineage: Eukaryota; Metazoa; Cnidaria; Anthozoa; Scleractinia; Poritidae.